Messenger RNA from Rubroshorea leprosula, 2332 nucleotides. Lineage: Eukaryota; Viridiplantae; Streptophyta; Magnoliopsida; Malvales; Dipterocarpaceae. The record is from the annotation of a GenBank genome assembly.
UUCAAAAUCAAAUCAAACUAAUUAAAAACACAAAUUGAUUAAUAAGUGCUCUGCUCUCUCCUCCUUCCCCUCCUCACACACUCAUCAGUAUCUUCUCGAGAUAUGAAGAAGCUCAAUCAUUUUAGUCAUCCCCAUCCUUUGGUGCUGGUGGAAGAUCAGGAGAUGGAUUGGAUUAGUAUAAUUUAUUACUGCUCAGCAUGUCAGGAGCGGGUAGAGGGCUCUAGCUACAACUGCUCAGAGUGUGAUUUUUGUCUUCAUAAGCCUUGUGCCGAGCUACCGCGGGAGAUCAACCAUCCCCUUCACCUCGGCCAUCCACUCAUCCUUUACGAGGAGCCGCCGAAAUACGCCGAUAUGGUUUCAUGGUAUUGCAAUUCCUGCAGAAAAGAAUAUGAAUGCGAUGAGCAAUUAUUUGUUUAUUAUUGCUCUUCUUGUAACUUUGACCUUGAUAUUAGAUGUGCUUUGCUUCCAAACUUGAUUACUCGAGAUUUACCAGAGUCUCAACAUUUUAGCCAUCAUCAACAUUCACUCUUCUUCAUUCAAAACCACCAUAUUGAACCCCGAGAUCGAUCUUGCUCUGCAUGUGAAGAGCUGAUACCAGGUCCAUUUUAUGGCUGUUUUGUUUGCCUUUUUUUCCUUCAUCAGAAAUGCUUUGAGUUACCCCCUAAGAUCAAACACCCUAGUCACCGCAAACACCCUCUCACUCUUUUAGCCAAUCCUCCAGCUCAUCAGGAGAAAUGUUGUUGCCGGUUAUGCAGCAAACCUUGUAAGGGAUUUAUUUAUUACUGUUCUCCUUGUGAGUUUGGCAUUAAACCUAAGUAUGCUUUCUCUGAAGAUGUGAUCAAAAGUAAGAAUCAUGAGCAUCCAUUUACCCUUUUUUCAAGACCAUUUUCUUUCAUUUGUGAUGCUUGUGGUACUGAUGGUGAGUAUUGCAUUCCUUAUGUAUGCUCUGCAUGUGACAUUGUAGUUCAUAAGGAAUGCAUUUCACUCCCACGGAUCAUCUUGAUAACAAGGCAUGAUCAUCCAGUUUCUCAUAUUUAUUUCCUUGAAAAAGAAGAAGUUGAAGGGCGAGCUUGCAGAAUUUGUCAGGAUGAAAUCAAGACAGAGUAUGGGUGUUAUCAUUGUCGAGGUUGUGAUUACUUUGUUCAUGUGGCUUGUGCAAUGGACAGAGAUAUUUUCAUCCAAGAGUAUGAGGAGACAGAUGAAAAUCAAAAUCUCAAUCAAAUGAAAUUAGGGUGGUUAUCUGGCGAGCCUUCUAUUACUCGUGUUCUCAAGGAAAAGAAAAUUGGAGAGGAAGUAAUAGCCAUAGAGAUUGAACACUUCAACCAUGAAUGCACGUUAGUACUGUGUGAUGAUGUUAGAGAUGAAAAACGUUGUGAUGGUUGCGGGCGGUCCAUCUCAACUUCAUUUUACUAUUGUGUUGAAUGCAAUUACAUCCUUCACAAGCGAUGUGCUGAGUUACCAAGAAAGACACGGCAUUGGGCUUUUAAGGACAGCUUUACUCUUCAAUCUUGGCCAUAUUUCAAAUGUGACUUAUGUUGUUUUUUCAACAGUGGGCUUGGCUACGAGGACGAUGCAAGUAAGUGGUGCUACUGCAUUUCAUGUUUUGUAAUUCCCGAUAUCCUCACCACUCAAGGACAUAGGCACCGGUUCUUCUUUGAUCACAGAUUUACUUUCAAAUGCAAUAUUUGUGAUGAUGGUCAUCAGAAAAAAGGGGCCUUUAUAUGCAGAUGCAAGGAAUGUGAUCAUUUCACCUUGGAUUACACACGCCUUGUGUUGCUGAAUACAGCUCUGUACAAGAAUGAUGAACAUCCUUUGGUACUCACUUACCGCGAUGAUAUUCAUCCUCAUUCGGAUCAAUGUGUCUGUGAUAUAUGUGAGGAACCAAGAGAUCCAAAUGAGUGCUUCUAUUAUUGUGGAAUCUGUGAUUAUUCUGCACAUUUCUUGUGUGUUCUUAGCAAGUAUCCUUUCUUGAAGCUUGGAUUGACUUACAAGUAUGAUUUUCAUGAGCACCCUCUCACUUUUGUGAAGAAGGAUUAUUACCAUGACUAUCUUAGAUGCAGUAAUUGUGACAACUAUUGUAAAGAGAUAUUCCUCAAAUGUACACAAUCAGGAUGCAAGUAUGUUAUCGACUGGGAAUGUCGAUUACAUAUUCGGAGAAGUCCAGGAUUAUAAGAUUGUUAGAAGAACACAUCUACAGGAAACCAAAAAGUCCAUGCUUCAUGUUCUUUAUUUGUUUUUUAGUUUCUUUUUCUUUUGAGCUGCAUUUGUUUCACAAAUUGAAAAAAAAAAUUUUUUCUCCUUCAUGUGUUUGAAGUAAACAUUAAUAUGCAUU